AUGUCUUCUGACAUAUUUCAGUACAAACCCCUCGAGCACCGACAUUCUUUCCGACUCCUGCAUCUGGAGCCUAGUCUCGACCACAGCGCAGAUCUCAAGGGCUGGUUGCAUCAUGCUACACUCUCUGAUUACAACUAUGACCUGAUCGAACCAUACACUUCUCUAUCCUACGUCUGGGGCGAUGCAAGCCACAAGGGCGUGAUACACCUAGGUGGUAGAGCCAUGGAGAUCACUGCCAGCCUGGAUGCUGCUCUUAGUGACAUGCGCGAUAGGAGUCGAGUUUUUCGGAACUGGGCAGAUGCUUUGUGCAUCGUUCAGUCAAAUAAUACUGAAAAGGGUGUGCAAGUCGCCAUAAUGGGGAGGAUAUACUCCACUGCGCAUCAUACUGUAAUUCAUCUGGGAAAAUCGCCUCAGGGAUUCGAGAAGCUGGUCAAAGAUCUCAAGCAAGGCCAGCCUCAAAACCUAACGCCGUUGGAGGACAUGAACAGCGGACGAUACGGUGCGUUUUUUGAGGCACCACUAUCUAAGAUUCUUUCCUGUCGGAGAGGAAUCGGAGCCACUGAUCCUCGAGAUAUCAUAUUUGGUCACUUGAAUGUUGUAUCGGGUCGAGAUAGGUGUGAUAGGUUUAUCAAGGUCGAUUACGAUAGAGAUCUUGCGCACGUGUGGGUUGAUGCUGCUCGGCAUUUCUUGGAUGCUCCAGGUAUCGAGAGUCUUCUUUUGCAUGCCAUGAACCUUUCUCCAUUCAAAUCCCCCGAGAUUCCUUCUUGGUGUCCCCGCUGGUCUAGACUAUAG
Molecule: messenger RNA, 792 nt
Organism: Fusarium fujikuroi IMI 58289
Lineage: Eukaryota; Fungi; Ascomycota; Sordariomycetes; Hypocreales; Nectriaceae
Product: related to heterokaryon incompatibility protein (het-6OR allele)
Exons: 2
Coding region: 1-792 (263 amino acids)
Source: RefSeq, a predicted model, not a curated record